UCUGAGAGCUUCAUCAUGAACAACCCCAGCCGUAUCGAAACCGAGGACAGCCAUCCCAUCCGCAAACGCCGCCGCGCCGUGGUGUCCUGCUUUCGUUGUCGUGACAAAAAGCUCCGAUGCGAUCGUGUUGUGCCGUGCGAAAACUGCAUCAAGGCGGACUGUCCGGCAGACUGUAUCUUCCAGUCCCCUGUUAAGCGCUCUUAUCGCCUGGCGGAGAGUGUCGAUCCUGUCCCGGAUCAGACCCGGCAGAAUGUCGGCCAAGUUCGGGGGGUGCUUGAAAACAUACAGCAUCGGCUGGCUGUGCUUGAAGACCGUCUCCAAGCCGCGUCCAAUUGUACACAGAGUCGGACUGCAGACACUGCUGGUCGGGAAGAAAGACCCCUUCCGCAGAGCUCCGCGAGUCAGGAUUGCUCUUCGCCAGCUCUCUAUCCCGGGACCCUGGUGGUGAAAGGUUCACGCACGCGGUAUCAUGGGCAGAACAACCGGACCUCGCUCUUGAAUCAGUUCAAUGAUGCUAAAGAAUUCAUCCAGCACUGCCCGCAGGAUUCGAGUCUCGUGCAACUCGCAAAAGAGAUCCAGGCUCUGCAGGGCAGGUCAAAAGGCCUGCACGCUCCGCUUCCUGACCAGCAUGCUUCGGCUGAGCUGCGAGAGAUGUACAGUCUUUUGCCGGACAAAGAAACCUGCGAUCUAUUAGUCGAUCUGUACAUCACCCAUUACGAAAGAACAUUGCGCAUUCUACAUAUCCCCACGCUUCGGCACCAGUACAAGGCCUUCUGGAUUGCGAGUCCCGGUGAUGAAGAUCGAACAAUGUCUUUCCUACCCGUACUCACUGCGGUCCUCGCGGUGGCUUUGCCGCUGCUUGACCCGACCAGUGCAUCUGACCCGUCGUUGGUGCGGAAAUUGAGAGACCUGCAGACCACUGCACCGGAGCUCCUGCAGACUUGGGUUCGGAGAUCGAGUCGCAAGCAGCGAGCGAACCUGGCCACUCUACAGGUUGAAAUGCUGGUUGUCCUGGCUCGGAGACUGCGACAUGAUCCGCCUGAGGAGAUCUGGAGUGCAACCGGGGCGUUGGUACGGACUGGGAUGAUUCUGGGACUGCAACUGCCAGAUGCCCCCAGGCCGGGACUAUCAGCGGGCCAGAACGAGAUCCGACGGCGAGUCUGGGCCACCAUCCUGGAACUCGACCUGCAAGCCUCGAUCGAGGCCGGGAUGCCUACUACCUUCCCGGAUUUGAAUUCGACAUGCUUGAUUCCUUCGAACGUGAACGAUGGCGAGUUCAACGAGGCUACAGUCGAGCUCCCUCCGGAACGGUCAUUGGAGGAAGACACAGACGCGGUGGCUCUGCAUAUUCUGGCCGCUUCACUUCCUCAGCGCAUCCGGACCAUGUCCUUUGCGCGUGAUCCGAACCGCAACCGCGAAGCGGCCCUCGAACACGCCAGCCAGCUGGAGAGGGUACUUUCCUCUAUGCCUGCCGGGCUGCACCCUGCCCAGAGCAUGAAUACCAGUCGUCCCAAUGCAUUAUUGAAUCGCAUUCUCCUAGACGUGUACAUGCGUAGACCACUGCUCGCGCUCUACCAAGCCCUGCUCAUGGACCCCCAGAACCGUCCGCCGCCCCGCGAGGUCACCCACCGGUGUCUCGAGUCGUCACUGGCAAUCCUGGCCUACCAAGAUCACUUUGACCCGCGCGUGGCCGAUCUCGAUCUCAUCCCCGCGACGACUAUCUACUGGGACUUGCUGCAUUGUUUCUGCAAAGCCGAUCUUCUCUUUGCCGCAUUGACGGUGUGUGCUCUGCUGAAGCCACAGACUCAAUCACCGGUCUCCGACAAUUCCACAUCACCACCACCGCCCACUCUGCCGCCGCCCCAUACAAAGCCAAACCUGACGCGGAUUGUCGAGAGCACACUAGAUGGGCUGACCCGCACGAUCCACCAACCGGGCAGUCACUUGAAAGACGUCGUUCUGCUGGCCGUGGUCUUGCAGUCUGUUCGGGGCCGGUCCGAGUCCAAGACACUUUGGAUGCACCAAGGGGCGACCCAGGCGUUGACUGCGUGUCGACAGCACUUGUUAACGGAGGGGCUCGGUGCCGACUCUCAGCAGAUGUUCAAGGGAGGGCAGUCCUUACUUCCUGUUAGUAGCAGUUUGGCACCACCCCUCGUCACAGGGUCUAUGGUGCCGCCGUCGCCAGUGGCUGGACUUGGUGACUUUGAGGUUGAUUCGUUCUCGCUGUUUGACGGGAUGCUCGGAUGGGAUCUGUGAAUUCGCACAUCGCU
Aspergillus saccharolyticus JOP 1030-1 is the source of this 2270-nucleotide messenger RNA. RefSeq lists its product as uncharacterized. Gene Ontology annotation, molecular function: DNA-binding transcription activator activity, RNA polymerase II-specific; RNA polymerase II cis-regulatory region sequence-specific DNA binding; zinc ion binding. Lineage: Eukaryota; Fungi; Ascomycota; Eurotiomycetes; Eurotiales; Aspergillaceae. Gene Ontology annotation, cellular component: nucleus. The transcript is spliced from 3 exons. The record is from RefSeq and is a predicted model, not a curated record. Gene Ontology annotation, biological process: regulation of transcription by RNA polymerase II; DNA-templated transcription. Bases 16 to 2256 code for a protein of 746 amino acids.